CACACAGCCCCUUUCUCUCUAUCCGCAUAGAUCUCAUCUGAACUAACAACUAUCGCACCCCAAAGCACCUCCCCGUCCGUGUACAUGGUCGUCGACACGCUCGCCGGGUACAACACAGCCGGCCGCGCCGGGCCCAGCGGUACCAGCGUGGUUUUCGCAUUGGACCUGACCGAAGUCUCGACCAUCCAAGGAUCCGCCACGCAACAGCUGACGCUGAGUGAUCUGGGGACAGACUGCCCUAAGUCCGAGCAUGCCUCAUUCAUCGCCACCGCGCCGCCCGACGGACGCUGCCGGCCCGUCCUGGCGGCUCCCCCGGCGGUCAAGUCGUGGGUCUCGCCAUGCAACGGAUGCGGUAACUUUGGUCUGUUCGAUCCCCCUUAUGCCGUCCCGACGCUCGAGGGAGGUCUGGUGCCGGCGCCCGUGACCACGUCCACGUCGGAGCCUGAGACCAAGACGGUGCCCACUGCUGCCCCGACCACCUCCUUGUCACCGGCAGAGGAGACGACAAGUUCUCCCUUCAGUGCGCCGUCGUCGACGGAGGAGGCAACAUCUUCCGAUCAACCAGCUCCCUUUACAACAUCGAGUGCAGCGCCCACAACUAGCUCAAAUACAUCGUCCACGACCGCCUCUGGCCCGUCGUCUGCCAGCGGAAGCUCCAUUUCGGCCUCUGCGCCCGCUUUCACCGGCUCCGCAGCCAGGGAGAUGCCCGGGCUUGCAUGGAUGGUGAUGGGCUUCCUUGCUUCGGCUUAUUUGAUUUGAUGUGAAAGCGCCAGUAUUAUAAACUGAAAAGUGCCCGCACUUAUUAUGAAUAGAUAAGUAAUUACUAGUAAUGAUCUAAAAGAUGAAUACGGACAUGUGACAUGCGUAUACCAUCGAGCUGCUUUUCCCCUCAUUGCUUGUUGUCAAGCUUAUUU
This is a messenger RNA of Aspergillus candidus, 914 nucleotides long. RefSeq lists its product as uncharacterized. Bases 85 to 759 code for a protein of 224 amino acids. NCBI's taxonomy places the organism in Eukaryota, Fungi, Ascomycota, Eurotiomycetes, Eurotiales, Aspergillaceae. The record is from RefSeq and is a predicted model, not a curated record. The transcript has a single exon.